GCAGACACACACUCAGACACACACACACACACACACACACACACACACACACACACACACACACACACACACACACACACAGGAGCUGCUGAGGAGGAGAACAGAACCGCACAGGUUACUCGAGAGGUUGUCUUGCUACAGGCCAGCAGUAUAGGAACCGGUCACACUGACUGCUUGGAUUCAUUGGGACAGCUUCAUAGACUGUGCAGUUUAACAGCAUCGGCUCUCUGAAAGCCCAACUGCGGUGCUUCACCUCUCACCGUCUCAAUAAUGUCAACCGCCACUCAACCCUGGCACCGGAAUGGAGAUGUUGGUUUCCCAUUCAACGAGGAGAGAGUCAUAUCAGGCGGGGUGAACAGGAAUUCAGCAAUAAUUGGAGGCAUUAUUGCUGUGGUGAUUUUUACCAUCCUGUGCACUCUGGUCUUCCUGAUUCGCUACAUGAUACGCCACAAGAGAACACACCACACAAGUGAGUCCAAAGAGGACGAGCAGUCCGAAUCAGUUGACACGGCUAUCAUCACCACUGAGCCCAAUUUUACAGAGACCAUCGACGAAAGCAAGAAGGAAUGGUUCAUCUAACAGAAUGGGGAACAUCCAUCAAUUAAAAAAGGAUCAAUACAUACCACCCCCUCCCAUCUUUUUCCUUUCUCUAUGUAUACCUCUCUAUCGCUCUCUCUUUCUCUCUGUUCCUCCCUCUCUGUCCUCUGUCUCCCCCUGUAAGCAAUGGUUUAUAAAAGUGCAGCUGUUGCAGGAUAGAGCCAAUGGGGUGGGCGAGAACGAGGACUGCAGUUGGAUCAAUGUCCGCAGGCCUGGCCGUCUUCUAAUUUAGAUCAAGAUAUGGAGAAUUUGGGGAAAAUAUAUAGCUUGAAGUUUGGAUGAGUGGGAAUGUAAGACUGAAAAUAGCACCUUCUGUGUUGGAAGUAAUCCACAUCUUCUCUGAUCUCAUUAACUACAAUAUCAAAUCCUGGUGUGGUUGGAGUUAGAAAACCUGAUGUUGAGAAUUUAAUGAAACAACACUACUUCGGUCAUCACUGUAAUGAACUGUAUUAGUGAUGUCUUCAUGAUCUAUGCCAGCCAAACAUCCCUAAACAGCAACGGUGGAGAUAAAGAGCUUUAUGUUCAGACCAUUGAAGGAUGAAUAAGCUGAAGGCACCAUUAAGAAUGUGGCUAAAUCCAAACAACAAAAGCACAACGUUAAAUAAAGCUUCUCAUAAAGAAAUGAUGAAAACACUACUCAUGAAUUGCUUCAUCUAUUUACACUCACAUAGUACUGUCACUUUUUUCUUAAUUCAUUAUCCUUUGUUAGCAGUGCAUAUGAUCCCUUUUUAGAUUCUAUGUGUUUUUUUUUUGUUAUCCUUCAAUUUCAUGAAGUAGGCCUACAAACAUAUACAAGAGUUUAUAAACUGUAUGAAACAUUUUGUUUCCUAGACAUGACACAAGCCAAAUUCAAUAGCCGAUAUGUUACAAUGUUCCUUUAAAAAACCCUAUGACGUUUUUCUCGCCUUGCACAGCGGCCGGUUAGCUCAGUUGGUUAGAGCGUGGUGCUAAUAACGCCAAGGUCGCGGGUUCGAUCCCCGUACGGGCCAAAAAACGUUUUCAGCUGCAAAACGUUGUCUACAUGUAAAUUAUUUCUCCUGACAAAUAAACUAGAAGGAAUAUUAUCACUAGCUGUGCUCCAAAUUAAUUGUUAACAGGCGUUAAUUGUGUUACUUCAUGUGCUGUUAAGCAAGGUUUCUACUUCCAGAGUAAAAUCUUUUUAGCUAUCGCUCACAGUCAGACGAUAUCUUCCUAGUAAAAUUAUUAAGUUACUGCCCUGGCUUGUCAGCUCCGAUUUUCUCUCUGCAGUGAUGAUUCUGACCAUGUGUAAGACAAAUACAACAACAUCAAAAACAAAAAUACACUCCAAAAGUUUCAUUGGCCUAAAGGUACCACAGCUCCCCAGCAUAUGUACCUGUCAAUGUUGGCCGGCUACUGAAGUAACUAUGUAAAACUCCAUUUAUAAAUUAUGAUGUAAAAUCUUAAUUGGAGUAAGAUCUGGUAAUUUAUUGGGAUUUUGUAAAACACUUAAACUGCUUUUGUUAGUAUGCUUCUUUUGCCCUGAACCCUCACCAAUUUCCCGGUCAACCAUCACCACUAUGCUUCAUAUGUGCAUGAGAUUUCAUUCAAAUAUUGUUCCACAUGUUUGCUGAGUAUCCAGCAUGUCUUUUUCCAAAAUCCAAAUAGGAUUUCAUAUGAUCACUCUUCCAUAAGGCCCUGCUCUGUAGAGCAUCCAGUCCUCUCAAGCUGCUUGAGAGUUACCUUUAGAUGCUCAUUUUCAUCCUUGACUAAUAUCCACCUUAAGUGGUCUACCUUGCCCUGAUUUUGGUUGAUGGCUUUGUCUGGAAGGCAAAAUUGGUGUUUCAUAUUAUUUCAGUUGAUAAUCAUUGAUCACAGGUUGUCCAAAACAAAACCAUGUGGUGUGGUUGGAUUUAGAAAACCUCAUGUUGAGAAUUUGAUGAAACAACACUACUUCGGUCAUCACUGUCCUGAUAAUGAACUGUAUUAGUGAUGUCUUCAUGAUCUAUGCCAGCCAAAAAUCCCUAAACAGCAACGGUGGAGAUAAAGAGCUUUAUGUUCCGACCACUGAAGGAUGAAUAAGCUGAAGGCACCAUUAUGAAUGUGGCUAAAUCCAUACAACAAAAGCACAACGUUAAAUAAAGCUUCUCAUAAAGAAAUGAUGAAAACACUACUCAUGAAUUGCUUCAUCUAUUUACACUCACAUAGUACUGUCACUUUUUUCUUAAUUCAUUAUCCUUUGUUAGCAGUGCAUAUGAUACCUUUUUAGAUUCUAUGUGUUUUUUUGAUGUUAUCCUUCAAUAUUGUGAAGUAGGCCUACAAACAUAUACAAGAGUAUAUAAACUGUACGAAACAUUUUGUUUCCUAGACAUGACACAAGCCAAAUUCAAUGUAAAAUGAAAUGUUAUUGAGUUAUAUCUAGCCGAUAUGUUACAAUGUUCCUUUAAAAAAUCUUUAGCCACCCAUUGACUUUUUUCACGGCCUGCACAGCGGCCGGUUAGCUCAGUUGGUUAGAGCGUGGUGCUAAUAACGCCAAGGUCGCGGGUUCGAUCCCCGUACGGGCCAAAAAACGUUUUCAGCUGCAAUAUGUUGUCUACAUGUAAAUUAUUUCUCCUGACAAAUAAACUAGAAGAAAUAUUAUCACUAGCUGUGCUCCAAAUUAAUUGUUAACAGGCAUUAAUUGUGUUACUUCAUGUGCAUGUCUCUGUUAAGCAAGGUUUCUACUUCCAGAGUAAAAUCUUUUUAGCUAUAUCGCUCGCAGUCAGACGAUAUCUUCCUAGUAAAAUUAAGUUACUGCCCUGGC
Messenger RNA from Tachysurus fulvidraco (yellow catfish), 3358 nucleotides. Its product is annotated as contactin-associated protein-like 2. The transcript has 4 exons. The record is from RefSeq and is a predicted model, not a curated record. Lineage: Eukaryota; Metazoa; Chordata; Actinopteri; Siluriformes; Bagridae. Bases 271 to 579 code for a protein of 102 amino acids. Gene Ontology annotation, cellular component: membrane; cortical cytoskeleton.